UUGUACCUCACACUAACAUGUGUUCUACCGAAUAAUUUGUUGCCAAAACGAGGCUUGGACAACUGUGUCCAGUUAAUUGUAGAGACGAACGCCCACGCUCUCCAGCAGCGAGCGUGAACCACUCUCCGUCCCGCCCCUAACCGGCGGGGCUUACUGAGAAUAUUCGCGAUCCCGCGAUUAACGAACACGCGCGGGAGCCCUACCCGAAAACUGAAAAUCGACACAAACGAAACUUGAGCAAGUCGAAGCGGACAGUUGACAGAGAGCAGUAUGAGAAAUUGUUGGAAGCAACGGAGAUCAUCCCAGUCUCACUGUGUCUAAAAUCUCAAUCUCCUAUUCACAUCUUCGACCGUGCACCUCCUGACUCCUGAGAACGGAAAUGGAGCUCAAACCAGGUUUAUCGGCCUUCGUCACCGGCGGCGCCUCUGGAAUUGGCGAAGCUCUCUGUUUGGCUCUGGGUCAGAAGGGAACGUUCGUGACGGUGGUGGAUUUGUCGGAAGUCAAGGGAAAGAAAGUUGCAGCGCUUGUGCAAAAAGAGAACGCCAAAUUUCAUCCGGAGUUGGAUUUUCCAUCAGCUAUAUUUGUGAAAUGCGAUGUCACGAACACAACGGACCUGGCUUCUGCUUUUGAGAAGCACUUAGCAACAUAUGGAGGUUUGGAUAUCUGUAUCAACAGUGCUGGCAUCAGUACUCCAGUACCAUUUGAUAAGGAUGCUGAUGGCAUGGGUGCUUGGCGACAUGCUGUUAAUGUGAACUUGAUUUCUCUUAUUGAUUGCACUCGGCUUGCGAUUCGAACCAUGCAAGCUGCACGAAAGCCUGGUGUAAUUAUAAAUAUGGGGUCAUCUUCAGGUCUUUAUCCAUUUUAUCAUGAUCCUGUCUAUGCUGCCACCAAAGGUGGCGUCGUUAUGUUCACAAGAUCCCUUGUUCCAUUCAAACGUGAAGGAAUCCGUGUCAAUGUACUUUGCCCAGAGUUUGUUGAUACUGAGUUGUCAUUGAAAAUGGAUCCUAAAUUUAUGGCCUUAAUGGGUGGCUUUGUGCCUAUGGAGAUGGUGGUGAAAGGUGUUUUUGAGCUUAUUAGUGAUGAGAGCAAAGCUGGAAAGUGUUUGUGGAUUACAAAGCGCAGAGGCUUGGAGUAUUGGCCGACACCUUCAGAAGAAAAAAAAUACAUGGUGAAACAUUCAAAGUCUGGACAAAGAUUGUCAUUCACAGCUCCGUCAAAUUUCCAAAUUCCUCAAAGUUUUGAAAAAGUAAUUGUCCACACUCUAAGCCACAAUUUUCGUGCUGCUACCAGCAUUGUGCGUGCGCCAUUGAAAUUACCUGUCAAACCACAUCAUGUCCUCGUAAAAAUUAUUUAUGCUGGUGUAAAUGGUGGCGAUGUGAAUUUUAGCUCAGGUCACUAUUUCAAAGAUAGUGGCUCCCGACUUCCGUUGGAUGCUGGUUUUGAGGCUGUGGGGGUAAUAGCUGCAGUAGGGGAUUUCGUCAAUGACUUGAAAGUUGGCACUCCUGCUGCUGUAUUAGCUUUUGGAAGUUAUGCUGAAUUUAUAAUGGUUCCUUCAAAACACAUCAUUCCAGUGGCAAGGCCAGUUCCAGAAGUUGUUGCAAUGCUAACUUCAGGACUUACAGCCUCAAUUGCUUUAGAUAAGGCAGGCCAAAUGGAACAAAUGGAAUCUGGAAAAGUAGUUCUUGUCACUGCUGCUGCUGGAGGGACUGGACAAUUUGCAGUCCAGCUUGCCAAAUUAGCAGGCCAUACUGUGGUUGCAACUUGUGGAGGCAAGGAAAAAGCUAUGCUUUUGAAAGAUUUGGGAGUUGAUCGAGUCAUAGACUAUAAAUCUGAAGACAUUAAAACAGUUCUGAAGAAAGAAUUCCCCAAAGGUGUUGACAUCAUCUAUGAGUCUGUUGGUGGUGAGAUGUUUGAUUUGUGCUUGAAUGCUUUGGCAGUUCAUGGACGACUCAUUGUGAUUGGAAUGAUUUCACAGUAUCAAGGAGAGCAUGGAUGGAAACCAUUGAAUUACACAGGGCUCUGUGAAAAGAUUCUGAAAAAAAGCUUGACUCUGGCUGGCUUUUACCUCCUACAAUAUACUCAUUUGUGGCAAGAACAUCUGAACAAGCUUAUCCAUCUUUUCUCCUUGGGGAAGCUCAAGGUUGCUGUCGACCCGAAGAGUUUUUUGGGCCUCAAUGCUGUUGCUGAUGCUGUUGAGCAUCUCCAUUCCGGUAAAAGUGUGGGCAAGGUGGUUGUUUGUGUUGACCCAACCUUCGGUCAACAACUGGCGAAACUUUAAGCAGUGGCUCUGAGAAACCACUACUUAUAGACAUAUGGCUUCCUCUAGUUUUAAAAGUAAUGCUGUAAAUAUUAACAUAUGAGUGCAGGAAAAGUUGCUAUACCAGUCAAGUGCCAAGGGAGCCCAUUGACGCCAGGCGUUGCUUGCUUUUGGCAGGGUUAAAUAAGUUCAAAGCCCCUCAAGUGUUCAGGGCUUGUUUGAUACCGUUUUCUGUUUUGAUUUAUUUGUGUGCGCGCACUGUAUAAAACUAAAUAAUGAAAACUUGUUUGUUCA
Messenger RNA from Malania oleifera, 2551 nucleotides. RefSeq lists its product as uncharacterized. NCBI's taxonomy places the organism in Eukaryota, Viridiplantae, Streptophyta, Magnoliopsida, Santalales, Ximeniaceae. Gene Ontology annotation, molecular function: oxidoreductase activity; zinc ion binding. The record is from RefSeq and is a predicted model, not a curated record. The transcript is spliced from 18 exons. Gene Ontology annotation, cellular component: mitochondrion. Bases 380 to 2278 code for a protein of 632 amino acids.